Molecule: messenger RNA, 1356 nt
Organism: Aureococcus anophagefferens
Lineage: Eukaryota; Pelagophyceae; Pelagomonadales; Pelagomonadaceae
Exons: 1
Coding region: 1-1356 (451 amino acids)
Source: RefSeq, a predicted model, not a curated record
AUGUCGCGCCUCCUCGUAGCCGUCGCGCUGCGGCUCGCGGCCACGCUACGACCAACUCCCGUCCAGCACCGCGCGCCGCCGCGACGCCUCGCGCUGCGGCGCGCGUCGCCGGACGACAGCGGCGCGCCACCGCGACGUCUCGCCUACGACGCCAACGACGACACGACGUUCCAGCGCCUGGCCAAGUCGAAGAACGACGAGGACGAGACCUGGCGGCGCAUCGCCAAGUCCAAGGACGACGCCGUCGACGUCUUCCUCGGCUGGGCGCGCGAGGACGCGGCGUUCGGCGCGUGCCUCCGCGUCGUCGCGCUCCGCCGCGGCCGCUUCGGCGGCGACGUCACGCCGGAGCGGUGGCCGAGCCGGCUGCGCCAGCGCCUCGCGCCGGGCCUGAGCCGCCGCGACGCCGCGCGGUCCGCGCGGCGCGCGGUCUGGGCCGAGAAAAGUUACAAGGCGGAGUCGCUCCGGCUCUCGUGGACGGAGCUCCAGGCCGCCUACGCGGAGCGCGAGCGCGUCGUCGCGCACGUCAACGGCGCCGCCGAGGAGCUCGGCGGCAAGUGGGUCUACAAGCUGGGAUUGCUCCAGGCCUACGCCCAAGAGCACGACGACGCGCGCGUGCCGUCGGCGCACGUGACCGCGUGCGGCGUCCGCCUGGGCCGCUGGCUCGGCGACCAGCGGCGCUUCGCGCGCACGGGGCGCCUCGAGCCGCGGCGGCGCGCCCAGCUCCUGGCGCUCGACGGCGGGAUCCUCCUGAGCGACAGCGAGCGGGCCUGGCGCGCGCAGUACGGGCGCCUCGCGGACUUCGUGCGCCGCGAGGGCCACGCGGACGUCCCUCGCAACGCGACGGAGCGCGGCGCGCGCCUCGGGCUCUGGCUGCUCGACCAGCGGAACAGGGCCGACGCGGGGUUGCUGGAUCCGGUCCACGCGGAGAAGCUCGACGGCCUCGGCGUGUCCUGGAGCACGCCGCGCGAGGCGCGGUGGGACGCGGCCUACGAGGCGCUCGGGCGCUACGCGGCCGCGCGCGGCGACUGCCGCGUGCCGGCGAACUUCACGACCUUCGACGGCCGCAAGCUCGGCCAGUGGGUCGUCAAGCAGCGAAGGUUGAAGCGCGCGGGGGCCCUCGCGGCGGACCGCGCGGCGCUCCUCGACGCGCUCGGCUUCGCCUGGGCGCCCAACGACCGCGGGGACGCCUACGCCGCGGCCCUCGCGGCCUUCGUCGCGCGCGAGGGCCACACGCGCGUGCCCCGGAAGCAUCGCGAGGCCGACCUCGGCCUCGGCGAGUGGCUCGCGAAGCAGCGGCGCAAGCCCGUCGAGGAGCGGCCGCCCGCGCUCCGACGGGUCCUCGAGGGCGCGGGCUGA